Messenger RNA from Rhinolophus ferrumequinum (greater horseshoe bat), 1925 nucleotides. RefSeq names its product nuclear RNA export factor 2-like. The record is from RefSeq and is a predicted model, not a curated record. The transcript is spliced from 21 exons. The coding region runs from base 24 to 1925 and encodes 633 amino acids. NCBI's taxonomy places the organism in Eukaryota, Metazoa, Chordata, Mammalia, Chiroptera, Rhinolophidae. Gene Ontology annotation, cellular component: nucleus; cytoplasm. Gene Ontology annotation, biological process: poly(A)+ mRNA export from nucleus. Gene Ontology annotation, molecular function: protein binding; RNA binding.
CCAAGGUCGUUCUACAAGACACUAUGUCCAAGAGACAGCAAGAACAAAAAUGUGAUCUUCCAUUAAAGAAAAAGGGGACAUACAGAAACGAAGAAGACAAAGAUGUUGGUAACUCACGUCAAGGACAAAAGAAAAGUUGGAGUUGUUUCCGACGUCAUUUUGGCAAGAGGAAUCAUCUCUGUGAGCAUGGUGGAAACAAGUGUCAGCAUUCACAACUCCAGAAAGAUAAUGGGAAACAGGGGAUUAAGGAUGUCCAGCAGAUCCCCCAAGUAAAGCAUAGUCUGAAUACCAUCCGGCACAACAGAGGAGUGGAAUUGCGCAUUGAAGGCCGUAUCCAGAUUAUUGUGCAGAAAGGUAGAAAACCUCGUGAGGGAGAAGUGGGGCAGAACACACAAGAUGGAACCCUGGGGAGCUGGUUCAAAAUCACAGUUCCUGAUGGGAUGAAGUAUGACAAAAUAUGGCUAAUGAAUUCAAUCCAGAGCCAUUGCAGUGUCCCUUUCACUCCAGUGGAUUUCAACUAUGCAAACAACUGGGCCCGGUUCUUUGUCCAGGGUGCUAGCGCUGCCUCUGCAUUGAAGGAUGUCAGCUAUAAGAUUUGUGAUGAGGAGAACCAAAAGAUACCUAUCUUUGUCAGUACUUCUGUUGUACCCUACUCUGUGCGGGAUAAGUUGGAGCCAAAGGAAAUGGAGCAGCUAAAGCUGACCAUGAACAAGCGAUAUGAUCCCUCCCAGAAAGCUCUUGACCUCCAGAUGUUCCGCUUUGACCCAGACUUGGUGGGCCUUGAUAUUGAUAUAAUCCUGAAUCGAAGAAACUGCAUGGCUGCCACCCUGCAGAUCAUCAAAGAGAAUUUCCCUGAGCUGUUGUCCUUGAACUUGCGCAGCAACAAACUAUACCAGCUGAAUGGCCUGUCUGACCUUAUACAGAUGGCCCCCACAGUCAAGAUCCUGAACCUCUCCAAAAAUCAGUUGCAGUCCAUAUGUGAGGUGAACAAGAUGAAAGAGCUGAAGCUCGAAGAGUUGUGGCUGGAAGGGAACCCCUUGCGCAACACUUUCCCAGACCAGUCCACCUACACAAGUGCCGUCAGAAAAUGUUUCCCCAAGUUGUUACGCCUGGAUGGCCAGGUGUUACCAUCACCAAUUAUCAAUGGCAUUGACAGACCCUACUUAAUAAAGCCUUGCAAGGAAAGCUAUAAAAUAUCUGAGAUGCUGAAGAGUCUAGUCCUGCACUUCCUGAAGAAGUAUUACUUGACUUAUGACUAUGGAGACCGGCGCCGUCUCUUCCGUGUUUAUCAUGACGAGGCCUGCUUCUCCCUGACCAUUCCCUUCAACCCUGUAGACCCUGACCCAAGCAGCUUGUUUGAGUACUUCAAGGAUAACAGGAAUAUGAAGAACCUCAAGGACCCCUACCUGCGGGUUCAGCUGCUGAAGCAUACAAAACGUGACAUUGUGUGCUCCCUCUGUGUGUUGCCCAAAACACAGCAUGACUUCAGCUCCUUCGUAGUGGACUUUUGGUUCCAGACGGAAAAGAUGCUCUUCUUCUCUGUCAAUGGGGAGUUCAAGGAAGUGGAAGGAAAGUCUCAAGGUUCUGUGCGUGCCUUCACCCGGACCUUCAUCGCUAUCCCUGCCAGCAGUUCCGGUAUAUUCAUCGUGAAUGAUGAGCUGUUUGUGAGGGACACCAUCCCUAAAAAGACCCAGAGCACCUUCGCCAUCCCAGUGCGUAUGCCCGUCUACAGGUCCCUGCUCACCCUUUCACGGGAGCAGAGGGAUAUGGUGCUGGCUUUCUCCACCCAGUCUGGGAUGAAACUCUUGUGGUCUCAGAAGUGCCUUCAGGACAGCCAGUGGAACUACACCAGAGCUGGUCAGAUCUUCAUUAUGCUCAAGACCAAUGGCCAGAUCCCAGCAGAGGCCUUCAAACAAAUCCCCUAA